AUGGCUUGGAACGGGCCCACGCAAUACCAAUGCAUUGCAGUUUUUCCGUUUAUUGUGAUCAAUAUUUCGCUUAUUGUGAUCAAUCUCGCAAUUUUUAUACAAGUGGGAAUUGCUUUUUUUGGAGAAGCGAGACGACUGAAACUAGCAUUGUGUUUUAAUGAACAUUCAUUGGUCGCAAAAGGUACAUUAGCUUAUGAGCCCAUUUUAAUUAGAGAGGGAAGGGGUCGCGGAAAGAGGUCCAUUAAGGUGUACGUUUGUCUGUUUAUUUGCCUAGCUGCUAAGGCGAUUCACCUGGAAUUGGUCACUGAUUGCACCUCGUCAGCGUUCAUAGGGGCCUUUAAGAGGUUUAUAUCUCGCAGAGGUAAACUGUCGACCAUUUAUUCAGACAACGCAACAACGUUUAAGGGUAGCAAUCGGGAAUUGCGUUUCAUCCAUCAGGACAUCAUAAAAUCAGAGUCUUUUCGAAAAUUGAUCGGAGAUUGUGCGGGGGACAAUAUUGAAUUGCGUUUCAUACCUCCUCGAUCGCCACAUGUCGGUGGCAUUUGGGAGGCUGGUAUAAAGUCUAUGAAAUUUCAUCUGACGAGAGUUGUCGGUCAAUCAUUGUUCACCUAUGAAGAGAUGUACACUUAUCUCACGUUGAUAGAGGCUUGCCUGAAUUCCCGUCAUUUUUUAAUCGGAUCUGCUUUAACAGCUCCAGCUGAACAUGACCUGAGUACCGUCAACAUUCAUCGGCUGGAUCAGUGGCAAAAGACCCAGCAACUGCGCCAUCAUUUUUGGAAGAGGUGGUCCCGAGAGUACCUCCUGGAGUUACAGCAGCGUUCCAAAUGGGCUACGUCAACGCGGCCAGCUGCCGUGGGUGACAUCGUUAUCAUCCACGGUGACCAUGUACCUCCACUAUGUUGGACUUUAGGUCGCAUCGAAAUCACACAUCCAGGGCGUGAUAGCAGGGUGCGAACGGUGUCAGUGCGAACCAAAAACGAUAUCAUUCAACGAUCAGUGCAUAAACUAUGUCCUUUGCUAAGUUGA
Molecule: messenger RNA, 1026 nt
Organism: Zophobas morio
Lineage: Eukaryota; Metazoa; Arthropoda; Insecta; Coleoptera; Tenebrionidae
Exons: 3
Coding region: 1-1026 (341 amino acids)
Molecular function (GO): nucleic acid binding
Source: RefSeq, a predicted model, not a curated record